Messenger RNA from Mycena citricolor, 684 nucleotides. The record is from the annotation of a GenBank genome assembly. NCBI's taxonomy places the organism in Eukaryota, Fungi, Basidiomycota, Agaricomycetes, Agaricales, Mycenaceae.
CCACGUCUUGUGCAGGCCCUUGUACUCGUAGCGGCGAUCUCGGAACGUGCGCACGGUGUCGACGUAGAACGGAUUCUCCCGCUGACAGACGAUCGACUCGCGCGUCUCGACUUUCGUGUCCUUCGUCUUUUUGUACACCUUGCGCGAGUAGUCGCCCAACCGCUUGUGCAGCAGCGCCGUCUGCUCUGUCGCAUUGAGCUCCAUGAACUUCCGCUGGGGCAUUCCGGGGCGUCGGCCAGGGAACGUCUCCUGGUUGAGCGCGUGCUUGAUCAUGUUGAACUCAUCUCGAUGGGCAGGGAAGAAUUCGCCCCGCCACGCCCAUUCGAGCCGCCGGUCGCAGGUUUUGCCUGGCCGGUUGUAGUCGCAGACCGCGCAGUCAGCUUCGUCGACCAUCGAGUCCGGCUGGAGCCGGUUGGACAACAUGAUGUUGGGAUACAUAGCCGCUACAUCCAGAUGGUAGAUCAACGGCUGGUCGUGUCGCAUCGGCUCGUCGCGCAGCAACUCAAGCGCCACCUGAAUUUCAGCCUUGACUUCAUCGUAGUUCGUCACGUCCUCCAGCGAGGCCUUGGACUCUUCAACGAUGCAGAACUUGAGCGCAGCAUCCAAAUCGUCGAUGAGCUGCAGCAUCAGAGGGCACAAUUUUGAAAUGCGUCGCAAUGUCACUUCGGAAUACGCCAGCCUCCA